AAGAACUUCAGGUUUCUUUCAUACUCAACUAUCCAUAUUCUUUUUCUUAGGUUUGUUGUUGUUGGCAAUUGCUUGGAUUAACUAUGAGGAAAUAUCCAUAUGUUCCUGUGGUCAUUAAGACAGGUUCUUCCACCCUGAAAAAUUUCCAUACUGUUCUUCCACCAAGAGCAACUCUUGGUGUAGCUGGAAGAGGUUUGAAAGGUGCUCCAGUAUUAUCUCAAGGAUUACAGACUGAGCAAGAGCGACAGCUGUGGAAUGAGAUAGAUGACGCUUGUUCGGCCUGGCUGUCCCUUGAUUCUCAGCCUCAGGCAUCCAAUGCAUUGGAGGAGCUUUGCAUCACAAUUAUGGGAACUCUACCAAAGCCCCAGGAAACAGAUGAAAAAGAUAAUACCAAAAGGUUCUUAUUUCAUUAUUCAAAGACACAGAAGCUGGGCAAUUCAAAUGUUGUGGAAGAAUUCCAAGGUCCUAUUGCAAGCCAAGUUCGAAGACAGUUUUUGUUCAGGGAUACCAACUAUUUUUCGCAGAAGCAGUACCAGAGAAUGCAAAAUGUUGACAUUUUGUUUUCUUCUCAGAAAAACUGCUUGCUAAACUUACCAUGUGUGAGAAUCCCUGUGUUGUAA
This is a messenger RNA of Enhydra lutris kenyoni (northern sea otter), 620 nucleotides long. Its product is annotated as neuromedin U. Gene Ontology annotation, biological process: regulation of smooth muscle contraction. The transcript has 8 exons. Gene Ontology annotation, molecular function: neuromedin U receptor binding. The record is from RefSeq and is a predicted model, not a curated record. Lineage: Eukaryota; Metazoa; Chordata; Mammalia; Carnivora; Mustelidae. Bases 84 to 620 code for a protein of 178 amino acids.